Messenger RNA from Bufo gargarizans (Asiatic toad), 1473 nucleotides. RefSeq lists its product as uncharacterized. Gene Ontology annotation, biological process: regulation of apoptotic process; innate immune response; inflammatory response. The transcript is spliced from 5 exons. The record is from RefSeq and is a predicted model, not a curated record. Lineage: Eukaryota; Metazoa; Chordata; Amphibia; Anura; Bufonidae. Bases 333 to 1154 code for a protein of 273 amino acids.
CAGAGCUCUGAGUAAAAUGUUAUAUUUUGGCUUGCUUGUGUUUAUUUUGUCAUUUAAUAUACCAUAACGAAUGUUUUGGAUAGUGUGUAACGAUGAACUCUUUGAUUUUAUAUUGUUUUGUACUAUUUAAAGAAUUAAAAAUAAAUUUAUAGAAAAAAAAAAAACAGCUACCUGGACUACCAAAGCUCUCAUCACAAAAAAUGGAAGAACAAGAUACCCUUUAGCCAAUUCAAGCGGAUACGUAGAAACUUCCCCGGAAGAAGCCACGUCGUCGGGAGGAGGCGGCUGAGGGUUCCACACGCAUUCUUGGGGAUUUCACUAAUUCUACAACUAUGGGUAAAGAUAAUGCUAAUAUCGUCAUAAUUCUGACUAAACACCUGAAAAAGCUGUCAAAGGCCGGCUUAGAAGACUUUGUUGUGGCCCUCUGUGACCUUAAGCCUCCUAGGGGAUACAACCAAAUCCAGAGGGAACGUCUGGAAGGGAAAACUCCAAAGCAGAUGGCCGAAUUCAUCAUGAGAAUCUACACCAACAGGUAUGGACCAGCUAAAGUCCGACAAGCUCUGAAGAACAGCCAUCAAAAUCAGAUCCGGACAGAUCUGGAGAAAGAACUCAGAGAAGAGUCUAAAACCACAAAGUCUACCGUGAAAGUGGAGACCUCAGGUGGAGCUGCAAACCGUAAACGAGUGAAAGAGGAGCAAAGAGGGAACGAUGUAAAACCGAAGAGAAGACGAGGACAAAAAACUGAGUCUAAAACCACAAAGCCUACUGUGAAAGUGGAGACCUCAGGUGGAGCUGCAAACCGUAAACGAGUGAAAGAGGAGCAAAGAGGGGACGAUGUAAAACCGAAGAGAAGACGAGGACAAAAAACUGAUGAGGAGCAUUUUGUGAAUCAAAAUCGAACCAACCUGAUAAAGCUGAUCACGGACGUGGAGCCGGUUCUGGAUGAUCUGAUGGAGAAAGAGUUACUGACACAGGAGCAAUACGAUGUCAUUGGGAAAAAAGAGACUAGCCAGGCCAAAAUGCGAGAACUCUACAGAUACGUCAGGUCCUGGCAGAACUUGAAAGUAAAGAACACGCUACUUGAGAUUUUGAAGAAGCAUAACCCCGUUGUCAUUAAGAAUCUCCUAGGCAAAUCAAAAGCAAAGAAGAAGUAGACGCCUGAAUGCAGGAGACCCGCGAUUACGCUUUCAGGUACCUCGCGGGCCGUUUACAUGAGCAGAUGAUCAGACCGGUGACUGGAGUGAAUGCUCGUUUCUGAUAAUGGACACAGAAAAUACUCAUUUUUCUGCUGCUGAUAAACCAUGAACCUGUAUGGGAAGGAACGAUCGUAGUAACGAUCAUUCAUCACUACACAGCAGCGAUCAUUGCUCCAAGUAACUGCAGCUAACGAGUGGCCAAUGGUCGGGAAUAAACUGUUUGUUCCUGAUCGUUGCCCCGUGUAUCUGCUCAUGUAGAUGGAAUUUGUUUUCGCAA